Messenger RNA from Penicillium antarcticum, 6192 nucleotides. RefSeq lists its product as uncharacterized. The record is from RefSeq and is a predicted model, not a curated record. The transcript has 6 exons. Gene Ontology annotation, biological process: tRNA methylation. Bases 1 to 6192 code for a protein of 2063 amino acids. Gene Ontology annotation, cellular component: cytosol. NCBI's taxonomy places the organism in Eukaryota, Fungi, Ascomycota, Eurotiomycetes, Eurotiales, Aspergillaceae.
AUGGACGCCAUUGCGCAAAAUGUACAAUUCUUGUCGGAGAAAACGCUCCGAGAGAUCGCCAAAGGUCCAUUGGUGAAAUUCACACUGACAUGCCAAGAGACUGAGAAGGUGAAUUGGGUGUGGCAGUCCUUGCUUCAGACUUUGUCCACUCCAUCUCUGUCACCACCUCAUUCAGCAGAGGCUUACAAUGCGGGCUCUGCAUUCAUUGAUGCUGCCAUAAACUCCAAAUGUGAUGCAACAAAGCGAUUGGCCCUCUCAACAGAGCUCUGGUUGUUAAUCUUCGACAUUUGCUUGAACCGCUAUGAAGAUGCCAAACCAAAGCAUAUCAAGCACCUGUUGGGGUCAAUCACGACCAUUUUAGCCAAACGCCAUCAGGGAGAGAGCAGAAAAGUCAUCCAAUCCGCAAUCAUUGAUGCGAUUGUUCCAAGCAUCGUGCUUGGUGAACCCCAAUCGAGACUUAAGGGAUGCUUGGUCUUUCUAGAGACAUUCAUCCGCAGGGGUGCUUUCUUGCCCUCCGAAUUCAUUUCCUCGGUUCGAGCUUGGUUAGAAAAGAGCCCAGAAAAGUGGACUCCUGUUUUUGCCAAUGAUUAUGAAGCUCUUCAAGAUGAAUCUGGCUCAUCAGAUAUGUCCGACGAAUUAGCAGCCAGGAUUUUCGUGCUAGGACUGUUGACUCAAACGAAUAACAGAACCAUGGCGGCGUCAGCAGGCAACCUACUUUCUGUCUUGAUACAGAAGAUGAAACCGGAAACCUCGGCACAAAAGCUGUCCGAAAUCUGGGUUGCCCCCGUGAGAAGAAUGGUCUUGCAAAGCGAGGAAAGCCUAGAAGAUCUGUCAAAUAGGCUAUUACAGCCUUUGUUUACCAUCGAUCCCAGCGGCUUUAGGACUUUCCUUGAGACCCUACCUGUUCAGAGUCUCCUCAAAGGUGACAUGAGCGAUGAAUCUGAAGCAGAGUAUAUGCUUUUGUUUGCUGCUUUACAAGUUGGCAAGAAGGUCAAUUUGGUCCACGAGGACUAUAUUCUCAACUCCAGCAAAACAAAACCCAACCAGAGCGAGCUUUUGCUUUUGAAGAGCGAAGUCAUUGGUAACUUCCUUCUUCACCGCGAAGCGAACAUCCGCAUCGCCGCUCUCUCACUCCUCAUUACGGCUUUCUCCACACUAAAGCCGUUUACUGUGGGAGCAACCAGAGCCAUCCUACGAGGGCUACCAUCUAUGCAUGCCGAAUCAGAUGCCUACACCCGAGGUGAGAUUCUCAGCCUGACACGGAGAUUUAUUCUGCGCUUGAAGGGAGGCAUUGUGAAGGAUGAAGAUGUCGUUUCCAAUGGCGAGAGCACAGCAAACAAAACAGCCACUGGCCAGGCCAAGAACGAGAGUGGAACCAAGGAAUUCUUGAGGGAAUACAUUCAGUUCUUGGGAAGUGAUCUGCGUUUGAAUGCAUCAUACCCCCGCCAUAUCACAGCCUUGAAGGCAUUGAAGCUUUUACUAGACUCCGGUCUUGAUCCACGCACGGAGGCCAAGCCGCAGAAGUCCGAGAUUGAAAAUGUAUGGAAGAUACAGGUUGAGGUGUUUGAUACUCACUUACUCCGGCUAUUGAUUGAUCUUCUUAUGGAUCCGUUUGAAGAAGUACGCCAGACUUCUCUUUCGAUCCUUAAUCUGUGUCCUCGAGAGAUUCUAUUGAACGGAAUGGACACCAACGCUCAAAAUUCCUCUGUGGGAAUGCGAUUGACAGAUGCUGUUGCCCGAGCAGAAAGCCUUGCAAGCAAUACCAGCAGAGCUGAUCACGCGGAUACCGUUGCGCGGUUAUACCACAUAAUCUUUGCUGCCGCACUUCCAGGGAACUCUGGUCAGGCGGCUACGAAUUGGUGGACCACCAAGGCUUCUGUGGUUGAUACUCUUUUGACCAAGCUCGAGGAGCGCUUAUCAAGUUCAAAUGGCCUCUUCAAUUCUGGCCUUCGCGAAGCACCCCUUCACGGCUAUACAUCUGGGUUGAGACUCAUUGUGCUUAUGCCCAAUUUCCACACUCUGAUUUCAGAUGAGUCGGGAUCUGCGGCGUGGCGGUCAGUUCAUGAACGAAUUGUUUCAAUUUGUGAUAGAAUUUGGCUGGAGGCAAAGCCUGUAUUGUGCAUUGAUUCCCCAGAAGGCCACUCGGAUGAGCCGACUGAAGAGCUGAACGUGGGCCCCAAGGAUGUUCUUUCUUAUUCCUGGAGAUCACUUCGUGAAUGUACUCUUCUCUUCCAUGCCACAUUGAUAAAUACUAGUUACGGACCUAGCGGAGAUGAUGGGCUCCAACGUGCGGACUUCGCCAAGAUUGGAGGCGCAAGUUUUACACAGCUGGCUGAGCUCCGCCACAGAGGUGCAUUUUCAAACGUCUCUCAGACCUUUGCGACAUGUUGUCAGAGAUGUAGCUCUGCGAAGGAUCCGUCCAUUCGGGAGCUUCCCCGGGGUUGGUACCAGGAAGCUAAAUCGACCAUCUUCGACUCGGCGUCGAAACUUACUCGCCGAUCCGCUGGCUUGCCCGCCUUGGUAACGGGAAUUGUUGCUUCAGAUCCUGGUACGCCAUUCUUCAAGGAAGCCAUAGAAGAACUCCAUAAGAUUUCGUACCUCCCUGUGGAGUACGAUAAGGAGAGACAGUACUUGGAACUCCCUCAAGUUCAUGCAAUGAACUGCCUGAAAGACAUCUUCACAAACGCCAAGCUUGGUCCUUACACCGAGCCAUUCAUCAUGAAGGCACUGACGCUGUCUGCUGAACGACUGGGAUCGCCUAUUUGGGCACUUCGGAAUUCUGGACUCAUGCUCUUCCGUGCCCUACUUACGAAAAUGUGUCGCGCUAUCCCGGGUGCUGGACCGGGCUUCGGAGGAAGCUCUGGAUCUGAGCCUGGAUCUAGGAUCGCAUUCCCUAAGUACCCAGGCUUAUUGGAACUGCUCUCUGGUCUCCUCACAACUACUCAAGGAGAAGCAGCGGAGGGUACUGAAAUUAUCACCGAACGGGUGUUCCCUGCACUUGAAUUGGUUGGCGACAAAGUUCCCAGUCUCACUGAUGGAACUGAUGAGAUGCUGCGUGGUCUGGUUCUUGCUCACUUGAGCAGCCCUGUUUGGGGAGUCAGAGAGCACGCAGCUCGUGUGUAUGCUUCACUACUUUCGCGAGAAAAUAUUCCUGAGGCUUUGCACGCACUUAUUGUUCUUCCUUCCACAAUUACCGAAAAUUAUAUGCACGGAGUGGCUAUGUGUACGCGCUAUGCUCUUCGCCGAUAUGCUGCGACUACCGAUGCCUUCUGGACCUCCAACCUCGAUCAGCUUUUGAAUACUUUACGAACCCUGUUGGAAGUCUUAUUUCGUGUCGGGAAAUCGCCGACCGUGGCAGCCGAACUCGUUGAGAUUUUGGUGGGCACUCUGGAGCGGGCUAUUCACGGUCCAAGCGAGGCCGUGGUUAUCUCUUUCAUCAAUGAGAUGUUUGAAGCUCACGAUCUCAAUGGAAUCUUGAUAUUCGUCUUCGAUGCUUCUCGUUCAGGAUGGAAUCUAUCCAGUGCCACUCGAUCAUCUGCGCUACUUCGAAGAGCACUAGCCUGGUGCACAAUAUUGAAGCUUCUUGCUUCAGGACAAACAGAAGAGCUUCCAAUCUUCUACAACGCAGUGUCGCAGUUCGAUGCCAAUGCCGCUCGCUGGAUUACUGAAAGACUUGAUGAACAGAUUGGAACAGAAGAAAGGUACCAGAAGCCACUGGCCGACUUGUAUACUUCAGUGGUUCUUGGCAACAGUCCGCCAUACGUUCGGACGAUGGCCGCAUCUAAUCUGGCGUCGAUUUUGGAGAAGAUGAUGGCAUCCCAGUUUGAUCAUGUUUCUCGACUUGAUCUUCCAUGGGAGGCUAUCGCGAAUAACUUCCGCCCUGAGACAGAUAUUGAAACCUGGAAUCGCGAAGCAACAGACGCCGAGCUUCGUCUUCGAGGAUGCCUUUUGGCCAUUCGGCUCGCCUAUGAUCGCGCGAGUGCUUUCAUCUCCUUCGAAAAGGACAUUCACAACUGGACUGUCAAAUUAGUUUCUGCCUUGAGCGAAGAGACCGAAUUUACCACUCGCUUAGCAGCAGUCGCCUCUGUCGGCAGUUUUGCGCGGGCUCUUCGGCCUUCCGGAGCUAAGCCUCGCGUUGACCCAGUGUUAUUGAACACAUAUCUUGUCCUAUACGACAUGCUCAACGAUGAUGACGAGGAGUUGCGUGACAUGUCCGCAUCGACAGCCUCUUGGGUGUUGUCUCACUCUUCCGUCUCCCCAGAUGCCGAUGUUACGCUGGCACCUCUGAACGCAAGUGCGCUUCUUGCAGACUUUGUGGUCGAGAAUUACUCGGAUUCUAAACUGCUUGGACAGCAGGUUCUUUAUUACCUGACAGGCCAGCAGCCCCGGCUUAGUGCAUCUGACAACCAGAACUGCAUCGCCCCUGUGGCCAAUUUGUUUGCUGAGUAUCGACAGGAGAGCACUGUUCUAUUUGUUGAAGAGAAGCAGAACCUUUUCAUUGAUGAAAUCCGCGAAGCUGAGGUUUGGUCUCGGGCUCUGACUCGCCUAAACAUGUCAGCACUCCCGCAAUCAUCACUGCAACAGAUCGCAAACUGGGCUUCGGAGGGGUUGACAUACAUGACCGGGCUUCUCAAGGAGGAAGAUGGUCAAGAUGGACUAAUGGGUUGGGUUUCGACGCCCGAGGCCUUUACUCUUGGAUUCCGCGUUAUUGCGAUUGCUUCAGCCCUGGCAUCUCCAGAUUUCUCUGCUCCAAAGGAAAUUGUUGAUCCCGCACAGUUUACGCAAUCACUCGAAUUGCUUCUCCGUGCGGUCCUACUUGCUGUUGGGCUGAUUGCCCCCGGCGUCGCGUGUUUGGGAUGGUUUUGGUACGCAAAGGGCGUGAGAAAUGGAUUCGCAGAAGGGCAGUGGAUAGCGAGAAUGAAUCGGGAUCGGGCUGAAAACAUCAACGAUGUUGAGCGAGGUCAUCUCAAAGGUCCUGUUUGGGUCCCGAAGUAUACCAACGGAGGAUGGUGUCGCGCCAAAGUUUCAGACUCAAUCCCUUUACGCUCACCAGAGUAUGUUUACAUCCCAGGUCAACGCAGAGGUCGCCCAAAUUCUGACCAACGCUUCGAAGGCCCCAGCCGAAACACAUCUAGUCCUCACCCGAAAUCCUCUAAGAAACCGGCUCAGCAACCAAAUCCACUCUCAAAAAGACAACAAAAAAAGCAACGAGCCCUGGAGAGGAAGAAACAGACGGAUGGUCAAAAUCAGAACAACAGCAAGGCGACACAACAGGCUCAAGACAGGCAAAAUACCCACUGGGAUGCUAAGCCAGAAAGAAACGAUUGGGUCAGCAAUAAGCAAAAUGACUGGGAAGACAAAAAUGUCAACCAGAGCCAGAAAGAAUGGAAUGGACCACAACAGAAUCAAGAUAAUCCAAACUCGGAUUGGAAUGCCAAAUCAGGACCAGGCAAUUGGAGCAGUGGAGAUCACAACAAGACUCAAGAUCGGGGCAACAACAGCAACAAGGGCAGUGCUUGGGGCAAUAAACACGACAACAACAAUCACAACAACAAGGAUGACGGCUGGGGGAAUGAAGCAAAAGGAAAAGAGGGCAGCAAAAUUCAUGGCAACGGGAAGAACAAUGGCAAUGGCGAUGGCCAUCACUCUGGUCGCAGCUAUCACAAUGGCUUUGUCAACAACUUGCAGAAGCAGCAGACUACAAGCUGGGUACAAGCACAAUCAGAGCCAAACAACGAAGGAUAUCAUCAUACUUCCGUCCAAUCAAAUCAGCCUAAUGCUAGGUGGUCGAACAAGGGCACAGAUCAUGGAAGCCAUUAUGGAAAUGCCCGCAGAAAUAGUGGCAGUAGAUGGGGCAAUGGCAACGGCAAUGACAAUCGGAGAAGCUCAAGAAAUCGAUCGAACAACAAGCGAGGAUCUCAAAGGAUAGCAUGGGGUCAAUCGAAGCAUGGCAACUGGGACACCAACGUCAAUGAGCCAAAAGGAAACCAUGUGGCUUGGAGCGACAACAACGGUGCCGCAGAAGAAUGGGGAGAGAAUUCUCAUAGCAAUCACAAUGGGGUAUGGAGCCAGGAUGACAACAGACAAGGCCGAGGCUCUCAGAAGGGAUGGCGAAACGAAUCAGCAGACAGGAUCAGGAGUAAACGCCGUGGACGAGAACAAAGCCGAAAGGAUGACAACAUGGCCUGGUAG